Molecule: messenger RNA, 924 nt
Organism: Psilocybe cubensis
Lineage: Eukaryota; Fungi; Basidiomycota; Agaricomycetes; Agaricales; Agrocybaceae
Exons: 5
Coding region: 1-924 (307 amino acids)
Biological process (GO): tubulin complex assembly; post-chaperonin tubulin folding pathway
Cellular component (GO): cytoplasm
Molecular function (GO): tubulin binding
Source: RefSeq, a predicted model, not a curated record
AUGCGCUAUGACUUGGAAUCGCAGAUAUCUGCUGCCAAAACUACGUCACCUUUACCACAGGAAACUUUACAGGAUCUGGCAGUAUCACUUGCGAAAGCAGCAAAAGCCCUGGCUGAUGCUACUGGAUCGUUACCUUCGUAUGACCAAAAACAGUAUGAAACGCAAUUGAAAGCUUUAGAGAAAUCUGUUGAAGAGUUACGUAUAUCAAAUGCUCCCAAGUCAAAGUUUGCGUUCAAGCGAAAACCUAAGGCUGCUGAUUCUGCUCCUGCUCCUCCACUCUCUCCCGCCCCCGUUACCACUCCAGUCGAUCCCAAACAAUCUGUGACCGUGCUACCAACUCCUACGCAUCUUGUACUGUCCUCAAAAUCUCAUCAAUAUAUCACAAGAGCAAGUCUUCCAGAGCAUCCUCAACAAACUGAUUUGGCCCUCUCAGACCUUGAUAACUGUGUCGUUAAUCUGCUUCCUCCUAUCCCAUCUAUCAGCGACGGGCGAACAGAAAGCCUCAUUCUAACCGCCUUGCAUGCAAGGAAUCUCACGAACUGCAUCAUACUUCUGCCAUCAAUUGAAGGUAGCGCGUUACUUCAUGACAUGUCUAACUGUAUUCUUGUCCUAGGAUCUCAUCAGUUCCGAAUGCACUCUUCCAAGAAGAUCGACAUUUUUCUUGCCAUUUCAUCCAACCCAAUUAUUGAGCAUUGUAAUGCAAUUCGAUUUUCACGAUAUCCGAGCACCCUCAUGCCUGCGCUCCUGGGGAAGAAGGAAUCUCCUCCGUUUACUGUCCAAGACUUCUCCCAUAUAAGACCAACACCCUCUCCAAACUUUUCCACCAUGGACGAUAGCACUAAACAAGCUAUAGAAGACGGCAUUGCCUCUGCUCACAACGACACCACUUUUGUAGAGAAACUGAACACGGUUUUACCACAGUAA